This is a messenger RNA of Zea mays, 775 nucleotides long. RefSeq names its product mitotic-spindle organizing protein 1A-like. The record is from RefSeq and is marked validated. Lineage: Eukaryota; Viridiplantae; Streptophyta; Magnoliopsida; Poales; Poaceae. Gene Ontology annotation, biological process: gamma-tubulin complex localization; microtubule nucleation by interphase microtubule organizing center; mitotic spindle assembly. Gene Ontology annotation, cellular component: spindle; interphase microtubule organizing center; gamma-tubulin ring complex. The transcript is spliced from 2 exons. Bases 62 to 352 code for a protein of 96 amino acids.
CUCGAACCCGGGAGAGCCACCACCUACCAGACAGAGGUUGGAAGCGACGGCGCUGCCGGAGAUGGAGACGGAGACGGAGGCGGCAGCGGCGAGGCGGGCGAAGGAGUCUCUGGAGCUGGCUUUCCAGAUGUCCCAGAUCCUAGACACCGGCCUCGACCGCCACACCCUGUCGCUGCUCAUGGCGCUUUGCGACCGCGGAGCCAACCCCGAGGCAUUGGCCGCCCUCGUCCGCGAGCUCUCCUCUGCUGCUCCCCCAACCUCCGCCGCGGCUUCCUCCCCCGUGAGCAACGGCGCCGCGGGGCCGGCCUCGGCAAUUGCGCCCACGUUCUCCUCCGGCCUUCGCCGUCCCUAGGGUGCUGCUAAAAAGUCUGAAUGGAACUGGUGUAGUUUUCCAAGCAAGACAAGAUCUCGCUGCUGGAAUCGCUGGAUGAAAAGGAUUGCCUUUACAAUUCCAUGUGCGCGCUGCUGUGGUGGUGUGGUUCGACCACAAAACAUGUGGCUGGGUUCAUAGAGCCACAGAAAUACACGCGCGGCGCAUCCGCACCCCUCUCACGACUUCUUGGGUUUAAAACAGCUGUAUGGCUGUAUAAUCUUGUGGAUUGAGGAGUCAUUGUCUCUUGACGCCCAUGAUUGGACAUUUGGAUCAGUUCCACGCCUGAUCCUUCGUUAAAUUAUUCUCGCUUUGACGCCACAGCCUUUUGCACUGGCAUGUGCUUACCCUCUGAGGGAACGUGCCAUGUCUACCCUUCCUGCAGUGACAUCUUUAUUAUCUCUA